AUGGAUACUUUUAAUAAAUUUUUACAAGAGCAUACAGCUAUGAGAAUGCUAAACGAUUUUUUAACGGCAAGAAUGUCAUUAAUUACUGUUUAUUAUCGCGGUUUGACUUAUCAACGUAUAAUUUAUAGAGAUGGUUAUAAUAUUUGGGAGUUGAUGUGUAGGUUUAUAUUUAAAGGGAAUUGUUUCUAGAAUAGAAGGGACCAGGGCUUUCCGCAAUUGCGAACUGCGGUUACGUAAAUUGUUUGGUUUUUUUGACUUGUGGACUGCGGAUUUAGGCUGCAGAUUUUUAGGAAUCGGUACUAGGAUAAGGCAGAUUUUGAGGGAUAUCGGAUGAUUUGGAGGGAUUAAGAGUAAUUUUGUGUGAUAGGUGGACAAGAGAAUGGUACAAUGGUCAUAGGUCGAAAAUCU
Molecule: messenger RNA, 408 nt
Organism: Meloidogyne enterolobii
Lineage: Eukaryota; Metazoa; Nematoda; Chromadorea; Rhabditida; Meloidogynidae
Source: the annotation of a GenBank genome assembly